UAGUCUUGUGUCUCUCCAUGAUGAUAAUUGUAUGCUUUGUUGCAUUCAACUGAACCAUUUUGGAUGAGAUAGGCAACUAAGAUAACUUGAUGGUUAACUCGCUGUGAUGAAAACCCAAUUUACUGUGUGGUGAGUCUGGUGACAUGAACAGAAUGGAAUAGUAGUUUCCUUGAUUCAUAAUUUUGUUCUUUUUCCUUCACACAGUUUGUGUAGAACAAUUAUUUUAGGAACUGUAAGCAUUUUAAAAGGCAAACAUCACUUUUUUUGCCGACAAUACGCGAGGUGAACACAACCAGACAGAUCACAUUCACCCCAAUUUCGGUCAUCGUGAUGUUGAGGGGAGAUGCGUUCACGUGCGCUUCACAGUGCUGCAGAGCGAGACCAGUGGAUGGCCCGGGCUCGUGCUACCGUACGCUCCUCCUUCGGUCGCGGAGCUAGUAGUAGCAGCUAUGGACUCUACUGUGUUACCGAGAGGGUUUCCACAGGUGUGGUUUAAAAGUUUGGCUCUGUUACUUGACAACAGAUCGCCAUUAAACUAGCAAGCCAGACAGCGAGCUAGUUAGUUAUAAUGCAGCAAAGACAGCUCAUCUGGAUGAGCAGUACGUAGUAGCUAACUAGCUAGGUCUAGCUAGGUAUCAUUAAGAGAUUUCAGCAACAUUUCGAGAAAAUGCUGAAUUAUCUGGAGGCAGAACAUGGAAACCGUGGAGAAAUUGAAUAAAGACCUAGUUUCACAUAAACUGUUGGAUAAAAAGGUGCUUUCCAAACAGAAUGGCAGAACAGGUAUUGCCAAGCAUCUUUACAACACAUUCAAAAUACACACUUUGCAGAUACAGUCCAUAAAUCGCUCAGAAUGUGCCACUGGCUCAUGUCCCAAUCUGAUGAUGAGUAGGAACGAACAGCAGGACGUCCGCUCGUCCCCCCUGGCCCCCCUAGCCCCCUCGGCCCUCACCCCCCAGCUGCCCCCCCGCGUCCACCGGCCCCUCUGCCUCUCCGUGUCCUCCGACAGCAAUGGCCGCUUCAAGACCCUGGAGACCCAGGAGUGGAAGAACAACCUCAAAGCUCAGAUGGAGCAGGCCCACAGUGCCGGGGCCGCCAGCAGCACUGGCUCCCUGGAGAGAGCCUCCCUGUUCUGCGCCUCCAGCUCCGGCCUGCCCAGCCCGGUGGAGACCCUCACCAAGAGCAAGUCCUCCAGUCGCUUCUCCCUCUUCUCCCCUCCCUGGAACAGCAGCUCUGAGUCCGACUCCAACCCCCCCUCCCGCUCAGGCUCCAAGAAGCUGCGGAACUACAGCCGCCGGGCGGCUACAGGGCCGGCCGGGGUGGGCGGCAGGACCCCCGACGCCCCGGAGCCCAAACCCAGCGGCCCCGAGCACUUCCAGUACUCUGAGCCCGUCAUCUCCAAGGUGACGGACUACAUCUACGUGGGCAACCUGAACGCAGCCUACAGCGGGCGCACGCUGUGUCGUAACAACAUCGACAUCAUCAUCGACAUGAGCGGUCUGCCAGGGGAACCAGGGCCCGGGCGCUGCCUCAGCCUCAUCCCCUGCACCUGCUCCCGCGGUGCCCGGCACAGCUGGUCCCGCCUCAAGGUGGACAUAGCACAGGUCCCCGACGCGCCGGGUGACAGCCCCGCCCUCAAGCAGCGCUGCUUCGACGACAUCAACGGCUGCAUCGACGCGUCCACGGAGAAGAGGAAGCGCGUGCUGGUGCACUGCCGCGACGGCUACUCUCUGGCGCCCGCCUGCAUUAUCCAGUACCUGAUGGUGAAGCAGAACAUGAGGCUUCUGACCGCCUACGAGCUGCUGAGAGCCAAGUACCCCCUGAACAUCCGGGAGUGCCACCAGGACGUGCUGGUGAGCCUGGAGAGGGCUCUGAGGCCGGGGGGCAGCGGGGACCCUGAGGGCUUCAAGCAGGCCAUCUCCCGGAGGGUAGCCUGGUCCUGACCGGAUCCAACACACUCUGAUCAUCUGGGUUUGGUUUUUUAGUAUCAUGGUACGGGCAUUUGAUCUUUUUUGUUUUUAUUUUCGGGGGUUUUAAAGAGUGAUCUAUGGGCAUCUUUACAUGUUGUCGUUAGACUUGCCAGUCAGGUGUAAUUGCCACACCUGCGUCACAAAAGUUGUGAAAUGGAGUUGCUGCUGGUGUUGCCAUUGAACAGCCUGUGAAUGUGAUCUGGGAUUUCUUGUAGUUUUUCUCUCCAUUUCCAUACGAGGAGACAGACAAGAUGUUCUGUGUCCAGCUGCUAAUACAGUCAAAUGAUUAUGUUCUAGAAUCCAAGAAGUGAGCUGAAAACCAUGCCUUUGGCCGCUCAUCCUGCGGCCAUGGCUCAGGUUUGGUUUCAGGGGAAUAUGAAAAUAUGAAUAUGAACCGAAAUGCUUGGAAGACUCAGGAUACCUAUUGAUGUCAUUCCAAUAAGCUACAAACUGCUUCUGGUGCCUGGCAACAGAAGACUGGACUUGUUACUGGAUAAUCUGCCCUUCUCCUGGGGGGUGGAGGGGGGUGGAGGGGCCUCAUGCUGGGAGACUUUGCACAUGGAUACCUGUUGCUAUACAUGGGAGCCUCUACUCUCAUCAUCUUACACACAGACAGUAUGGUAUCCUCAAGACAUUCUCCAUGGUCACCAAACCAGUUGGAAGAUCAUAGCUGCCCUCUGUGAGGAAAACUGUCUUAAUCUAACUGACAUUCUUUUAACCUUUUUUUUUUUUUGACGUAGUGGUGCUUGGAAACUGUGGCUUUGUGAUUUUAGCUUUGGUGUAUGCAGUUAAACUGAUGGUCAGUACCUUUUUUUAUACAAAGUCAGUAUUAUAAUCAGGCUGAAUAACAAUUCAGUGUGUUAUACUGCAACAGAUCGAAUUGCACUACUAGCAAGACUCCAGAAAUGCACCGUUUGGUAGGUUGUAGUGAGCAGACAGUGCUUUCGCCUGUUGGAUCACUUUUUGAGUUUACAUCACUUCUCAAAGACCUCUGGAUUUCAAUUAAUGUAAUAACAUUGUGUUACAUUAAAAUAUGGUAAUAACAUACUGAUCUAGUCUAGGUAAUUACAUAGUGAUCUAGUCUAGGUAAUUACAUAGUGAUCUAGUCUAGUGGUUUCAGUUCUUACCCUCCGGAGUGGUUGCAGUGUCACAGAGGAGGAAUAAUUCUUAAUAACAUCCGUGUAGAUAUUUCUCGUCGGGUUGUUGUACAUGUGUGUUAAUGUGUGGUGAUUCUCUAUGAAAGGAACCUGGAGGUUUGGUGCUGUGGUUUGGGUUGGUGUCUUGUGACGAUACAGUGACACUUGCACACAUUGUAUGCAGUUGUUGGGCAUUGAUAACAUUUUUGUUCACUUUCCUAUUGAUGCUAUUAAAGUUUUAUCAGGACACAUGAUGUUAUGAUAUUACAAAAUAAUCUUCUUCUGUGAAUUGGUUUAAUGCUGUAACUUCUGUUGGUGAUAAAUCGCUGUAUAGUGCUUGUAUUUUUACAAAUGCAAAAUGUGGUGAAUGGUGACCAAUCACCCCAUGGUGAUUAGGAGCUGUUUUGUUUUCUUCUGUAAUUAACUACUGUGGCCAUCGUUUCCUUUUGUUUCUCAAGGCAAUCACUAUAGCGUAGAACUCUUUUAAACUGAAUUGAUGUUGUAGUAAAGAUGAUUUGGGAUCUUGACGUGUUUUGGAUGUUUCAACAUGUUACAACUUGUUCUCAGGUGAAUUCUAAAUGGUCCAUAAUCUUCUGGAUGAUUAUGAAAUUAGAAUAUGUGAAGCAAUGUAUUUCCUGUGUCAUGUUUUUUAGAGUCUGAUGCAUUUUUAUGUGUAAAUAUGAAAGGGAAAAGCAUAUUAUUCUAAACAUGAUCUCCAUAACUCUAAGAUGUGUGUGGUCUGGUUUGUUGAUUAGAUCAGUGGUCUGUAAGGGUUAUUAUUAUGAAGUGCUGCCAUCAUAUUAGAUCUUCUGGGGGCUGUUUCCUCCAUGAUGCAAUCCUGUCACAUUGGGAAGAAGGGGGUAACAGUUUACAUGAAAAUUAAGCAAAGUUGCAAAAAUAAAAGAUCUCUAUUCACAAAUAAACAUGCUUCAAAAAAAGAAAGAAAAAAGUCAUAGCAACGUACUGUUGGUUUAU
Hypomesus transpacificus is the source of this 4078-nucleotide messenger RNA. RefSeq lists its product as uncharacterized. NCBI's taxonomy places the organism in Eukaryota, Metazoa, Chordata, Actinopteri, Osmeriformes, Osmeridae. The record is from RefSeq and is a predicted model, not a curated record. Gene Ontology annotation, molecular function: protein tyrosine/threonine phosphatase activity; MAP kinase tyrosine/serine/threonine phosphatase activity. Gene Ontology annotation, cellular component: cytoplasm. Gene Ontology annotation, biological process: protein dephosphorylation; negative regulation of MAPK cascade. The coding region runs from base 693 to 1940 and encodes 415 amino acids. The transcript has 5 exons.